AUGAACGGCAGUAAAAUCAAGAUAGCGGGUCGCAUGGUGCUGGAGGGCGGGCUGCCGGCGCCGCUGCAGCUGUACGCGGCCGCCGCGGCGCUGCCCCGCCCGCCCUGGCCGCCCUUCCUGCCCUUCUUCGGGGUCCCGCCGCCCUUCCUCCAGCGGCCGAGACAUCCGCCGCCUCAUGGACCACCGAGCGAAGAUUCCAACGAAGACGCCGCAAGCACUAAAGGUGGUCUAGCUGAUGAUGAUGGUGACAGCGGCAAGCGGCGUCGCUCCAGAACUAACUUCAACUCCUGGCAGCUGGAGGAGCUGGAGAGAGCCUUCCUGGCGUCACACUACCCAGAUGUAUUCAUGAGGGAGGCGCUGGCUAUGAGGCUUGACCUCAAAGAGAGUAGAGUUGCCGUAUGGUUCCAAAACCGUCGAGCUAAGUGGCGUAAGAAGGAGCACACGAAGAAGGGUCCAGGUCGACCGGCUCAUAAUGCACAUCCACAGAGCUGUUCUGGGGAACCGAUACCACCACACGAACUGAGAGCUAGGGAGAGGGCGAGAAGAAGAAAGAAGCUGGCAAAAGCUCUUGAGAGGCAGGCGAGGAAGUUACGGGCUAAAGGCAUCGCGGUGGAUCUGGAGGCUUUGAAGGCUGAAUAUUUAGCGCAGCACAGAAACAGCGGUUUAUACUCCGAUUCAGACGGAGAUUUAGACGGAGAGGAAUGUAUGAUAGAUGUGGUUGGAGGUGAUUCCUGCCAUGAUUCAGGUCCAGAAGAUUUUUCGCUAUCAGGACGUCUCCGAGCGCCUGGCGCGGACGCCAUCAAUCAUUCAGACAGCUCCACGUCUGAUGGACACUCAGCUCGUAAUUUCAGUCCCCUGCCAGAUCCGCAGACAUCAUUCUUCAAGCAGUUCACUUCAGCGGCAACUAACUUCGACAAAUUCGACUUCGACUCCGGCCGAGCCGUGUCUUUAGACCUAAGCGGCAAUUCCAGCACGGAACAGGGUCUAUCAAAGAACAGUGGCGCGAGGAAACACAAUCCAUUCAGUAUAGAAUCUCUCCUUAACACGUGA
Messenger RNA from Danaus chrysippus (African queen), 1050 nucleotides. NCBI's taxonomy places the organism in Eukaryota, Metazoa, Arthropoda, Insecta, Lepidoptera, Nymphalidae. The record is from the annotation of a GenBank genome assembly.